Molecule: messenger RNA, 4668 nt
Organism: Dipodomys spectabilis (banner-tailed kangaroo rat)
Lineage: Eukaryota; Metazoa; Chordata; Mammalia; Rodentia; Heteromyidae
Gene: Drosha
Product: drosha ribonuclease III
Exons: 35
Coding region: 371-4540 (1389 amino acids)
Biological process (GO): pre-miRNA processing; primary miRNA processing; rRNA processing
Cellular component (GO): nucleus
Molecular function (GO): ribonuclease III activity; double-stranded RNA binding
Source: RefSeq, a predicted model, not a curated record
UUUCCUGUUCCGGAGGCGCGGGCGGCGCCACUGUCUUGGCGGUCGCGAUCGCAGCCGGGCUUCGUUCCGAUGGUGACCGCGCGGCUCUUUGUGUUGGGGAUAUUGUGUUUAAGAAAAGUUCGUGUGUGAAGUUUUGAGCUACUUGAGUUCUGCAGGCUGUGUUGCAUCGAUGAGACAAUACAAUUUAUUGACUACCUACUCGGCCAGAGACUGUGAAGGACACAGAAAUAAUUGCAAACCAACCCAUGUUAUCAAGAAGUAAUGAACUAGUUAGUGGAGGAGCUAGCCUUGUGCACCCAUGACCAUCAUAGGAGGCAGUGUCUGAACUUAUGUUGUCUGUGGAAGAUGUGACAUAUGCAGACAGUAUAUCAUGAUGCAAGGCAGUACAUGUCACAGGAUGUCGUUCCACCCGGGACGAGGCUGUCCCCGGGGCCGGGGACUUGGAGCCAGACCCUCGGCCCCGGCCUUCAGACCCCAGAACCUGAGGCUGCUUCACCCUCAGCAGCCGCCCGCGCAGUACCCCUACGAACCUCCCAGCGCCCCCUCCGCCACCUUCUCCAACUCUCCAGCCCCCAACUUCCUGCCUCCGCGCCCGGACUUUGUGCCCUUCCCGCCCCCCGCUCCCCCGUCGGCGCAAGGCCCCCUCCCCCCGUGCCCCGUCAGGCCCCCCUUCCCCGGCCACCAGAUGCGGCACCCCUUCCCCGUGCCGCCCUGCUUCCCGCCCGUGCCCCCGCCCGUGCCCUGUCCGAGUAACCCCCCGGCCCCCGGGGCCCCCCCGGGGCAGGGCACCUUCCCCUUCAUGAUGCCCCCGCCCUCCGUGCCCCACCCGCCGCCGCCGCCCGUCCUGCCGCAGCAGGUCGGUUACCAGUACCCCCCGGGGUACUCGCACCACAGCUUCCCCCCGCCCAGCUUCCACAGUUUCCAGAACAGCCCCGGCGCCUUCCCACCCAGCGCCUGCGGCGGCGGCGGCGGCGGCGGCGGCGGCGGCAGCAACAGCGGCAGCAGCAGCAGCAGCCCCCACUUCAGGCACCUCCCUCCCUACCCGCUCCCCAAGGCUCCCAGCGAGCGCCGCUCCCCGGAGCGCCUCAAGCACUACGACGAUCACCGGCCACGAGACCACAGCCACGGGCGCGGGGAGAGGCAUCGGUCCCCGGAGCGCCGGGAGCGCGGCCGCAGCCCCGACCGGAGGAGACCCGACAGCCGCUACCGCUCCGAGUACGACCGAGGGCGCACGCCGCCGCCGCGGCACCGCAGCUACGAGCGGAGCAGAGAGCGGGAACGGGAGAGACACAGGCACCGGGACAACCGAAGAUCACCAUCUCUGGAAAGGUCCUACAAAAAAGAGUAUAAGAGGUCUGGAAGGAGUUACAGCUUAGCAGGUGUCGCUGAACCUACAGGAUGCACACCAGAAUUACCUGGAGAGACUAUUAAAAAUACAGAUUCUUGGGCCCCAGCCACAGAGGUUGUCAAUCAUCGGUCCCCCAGCAGGGAGAAGAAGAGAGCUCGUUGGGAGGAAGAAAAAGACAGAUGGAGUGACAGCCAGAGUUCUGGCAAAGAAAAGAACUAUACCUCCAUCAAGGAGAAGGAAUCAGAGGAGAUGCUGCCUGACAAAAACGAGGAGGAAGAAGAGGAGCUCCUUAAACCUGUGUGGAUUCGAUGCACCCAUUCAGAAAACUACUACUCCAGCGACCCCAUGGAUCAGGUGGGAGAUUCUACUGUAGUUGGAACAAGUAGGCUCCGAGACUUGUACGACAAAUUUGAAGAAGAAUUGGGGAGCAGACAAGAAAAGGCCAAGGCUGCUAGGCCUCCGUGGGAGCCUCCGAAGACGAAGCUAGAUGAAGAUUUAGAGAGCGCCAGCGAAUCAGAAUGUGAGUCUGACGAGGACAGCACCUGCUCUAGCAGCUCAGACUCUGAGGUGUUUGAUGUCAUCGCAGAAAUUAAGCGCAAAAAGGCCCACCCCGACCGACUUCAUGAUGAACUGUGGUACAACGACCCAGGCCAGAUGAAUGAUGGACCUCUGUGCAAAUGCAGCGCCAAAGCGAGACGCACAGGAAUUCGGCACAGCAUUUAUCCCGGAGAAGAGGCCAUCAAGCCCUGUCGCCCCAUGACCAACAACGCUGGCAGACUCUUCCACUACCGCAUCACCGUCUCCCCUCCUACCAACUUUUUAACCGACAGGCCGACUGUUAUAGAAUAUGAUGACCAUGAAUAUAUCUUUGAAGGAUUUUCUAUGUUUGCGCAUGCCCCCCUAACCAAUAUUCCUCUGUGUAAAGUAAUUAGAUUCAACAUAGACUACACCAUUCAUUUCAUUGAAGAGAUGAUGCCUGAGAAUUUUUGUGUGAAAGGGCUUGAACUCUUUUCACUGUUCCUAUUCAGAGAUAUUUUGGAAUUAUAUGACUGGAAUCUGAAAGGUCCUUUGUUUGAAGACAGCCCUCCAUGCUGCCCAAGAUUUCAUUUCAUGCCACGGUUUGUAAGAUUUCUUCCAGAUGGAGGCAAGGAAGUGUUGUCCAUGCACCAGAUUCUGCUCUAUCUGUUACGGUGUAGCAAAGCACUGGUCCCAGAAGAGGAGAUUGCCAAUAUGCUUCAGUGGGAGGAGCUUGAGUGGCAGAAAUAUGCAGAAGAGUGCAAAGGCAUGAUUGUCACCAACCCUGGGACGAAACCAAGCUCUGUCCGCAUUGAUCAACUGGAUCGUGAACAGUUCAACCCUGAAGUGAUUACUUUUCCGAUUAUCGUCCACUUUGGGAUACGCCCUGCACAGUUGAGUUAUGCAGGAGACCCACAGUACCAGAAACUAUGGAAGAGUUAUGUGAAACUCCGCCACCUCCUAGCGAACAGUCCCAAAGUCAAACAAACGGACAAACAGAAGCUGGCACAGAGGGAGGAAGCACUCCAAAAAAUCCGACAGAAGAAUACAAUGAGACGAGAAGUAACUGUGGAGCUCAGUAGCCAAGGAUUUUGGAAGACUGGCAUUCGUUCUGAUGUCUGUCAGCAUGCCAUGAUGCUGCCUGUUUUGACCCAUCAUAUCCGUUAUCACCAAUGCUUGAUGCACCUGGACAAGUUGAUAGGAUAUACUUUUCAAGAUCGGUGUCUGUUACAGCUGGCCAUGACGCAUCCAAGUCAUCAUUUAAAUUUUGGAAUGAACCCAGACCAUGCCAGGAACUCCUUGUCUAACUGUGGGAUUCGGCAGCCCAAAUAUGGAGACAGAAAAGUCCAUCACAUGCACAUGAGGAAAAAAGGAAUUAACACCCUAAUAAAUAUCAUGUCACGCCUUGGCCAGGACGACCCAACCCCUUCAAGGAUUAAUCACAAUGAACGGUUGGAGUUCCUGGGUGAUGCCGUUGUUGAGUUCCUGACCAGUGUCCAUCUGUACUAUUUGUUUCCUAGCCUGGAGGAAGGAGGAUUAGCAACCUACCGGACUGCCAUUGUUCAGAAUCAGCACCUUGCUAUGCUGGCAAAGAAACUUGAGCUGGAUCGAUUCAUGCUAUAUGCUCAUGGACCUGACCUGUGUAGAGAAUCAGACCUUCGGCAUGCAAUGGCUAAUUGUUUUGAAGCAUUGAUAGGAGCUGUUUACUUGGAGGGAAGCCUGGAGGAAGCCAAGCAGUUAUUUGGACGCUUACUCUUUAAUGAUCCGGACCUGCGAGAAGUCUGGCUCAAUUAUCCUCUCCACCCACUCCAGCUACAAGAGCCAAAUACUGAUCGACAACUUAUUGAAACCUCUCCAGUCCUACAGAAACUUACAGAGUUUGAAGAAGCAAUUGGAGUAAUUUUCACUCACGUUCGACUUCUGGCAAGGGCAUUCACGUUGAGAACUGUGGGAUUUAACCAUCUGACCCUAGGCCACAACCAGAGAAUGGAGUUCCUAGGUGACUCCAUUAUGCAGCUGGUCGCCACGGAGUACUUAUUCAUUCAUUUCCCGGAUCAUCACGAAGGCCACUUAACUUUGUUGCGAAGCUCUUUGGUGAAUAACAGAACUCAAGCCAAAGUAGCAGAAGAGUUGGGCAUGCAGGAGUACGCCAUCACCAACGACAAAACCAAGCGGCCCGUGGCCCUGCGGACCAAGACAUUGGCAGAUCUUUUGGAAUCAUUUAUUGCAGCACUGUACAUUGAUAAGGACUUGGAAUAUGUACAUACCUUCAUGAAUGUCUGUUUCUUCCCGCGAUUAAAAGAGUUCAUUCUGAACCAGGACUGGAAUGACCCCAAAUCCCAGCUGCAGCAGUGUUGCUUGACACUUAGGACUGAAGGGAAAGAGCCAGACAUCCCCUUGUACAAGACUCUGCAGACGGUGGGACCCUCCCAUGCCAGAACAUACACCGUGGCUGUUUACUUCAAGGGAGAGAGGAUCGGCUGUGGGAAAGGACCAAGUAUUCAGCAAGCAGAAAUGGGAGCUGCAAUGGAUGCACUUGAAAAAUAUAACUUUCCCCAGAUGGCUCAUCAGAAGCGGUUCAUUGAACGGAAAUACAGACAAGAGUUAAAAGAAAUGAGGUGGGAAAGAGAGCACCAGGAGAGAGAACCAGAUGAGACUGAAGACAGAAAGAAGUAAAGGAAGGCCGGACAUGGUGGUGUGUUUACUUGCUUAGUAACUGUGACUGUUGCCUGUUGAGACCUAGCCUAGUUUUCCUUCAAACAAUGAAUGAAGUGUGACCAUUGAAAUAAAACAUGAAGUCAAAC